Messenger RNA from Anguilla anguilla (European eel), 2404 nucleotides. RefSeq names its product rhomboid, veinlet-like 2 (Drosophila) (gene rhbdl2). Gene Ontology annotation, molecular function: serine-type endopeptidase activity. Lineage: Eukaryota; Metazoa; Chordata; Actinopteri; Anguilliformes; Anguillidae. The transcript is spliced from 8 exons. Bases 514 to 1389 code for a protein of 291 amino acids. The record is from RefSeq and is a predicted model, not a curated record. Gene Ontology annotation, cellular component: membrane.
GGGCCGUAAAUAAGAGCAGUAGCGCUACAAAAUAACAUAAUUGCAUCGAAUAUUUAGGACUCAAAAUGAUCAGAAUCGAAGGAGUGUAAAUGAUAAUGUUUACAGAGGACGACCAGAGCUGUUUGUUUAAGUGGGGAAGCGGGUAGGCAGGAAAAAGGGCGAAGUCUAUAAUUAUACCGUAUGGUUUUCGCAGGAAGAGACUCGCGCUGUCGUUUUCCGAAGGAAAGCUCUUCCUUUUGCGCCUAAAUUUUAGCAGAGAAGACGUGAACUUAAAGAACGACAUCUAACUCUUGCGUGCGUUACUGGUCUUUAAUUGAAAGUCCCGAAAGUGACGUAAAUUCGAAAAUGAACAUAUGUCAUACAAGGAAGAUUUUCUGUGCGGUUUUUUCAUAGAGGAGCACUGUGGAACUGUCUACUACAGAAAAUUAAUAAAUAAAACAAUUGAACACGACGUUGCAUAUUUACACCGCUUCACGCUUGGAGCAUAGUCGAAUAAUUUGCAGGUGCUGAAUCAUGGUGGACAACGUGGAUAUCGAGGAGCAGGACCCAUUGUCCGAGGAACCGGAACUGACGAAGGAGGAAGAGGCCAAGAUGGGGUACUGCGAGAAGCUCCACUACCACAUCUCCAGAUGGAUGCUUCCGGAACAUGCCCGCGACAAGUACCUGGAGAGGGCCAACUGCUGUCCCCCCCCGAUCUUCAUCAUCCUCAUCAGCAUCGGGGAGUUGGCGGUGUUCAUCUACUACGCGGUGUGGAAGCCGCAGAAGCAGUGGGUGACGCUGGAAGACGGCAUCUGGAACAGCCCGCUCAGCUACAAGCCUGAGCGGCGGGAGGAGGCCUGGAGAUUCCUCUCCUACAUGUUCGUGCACGCUGGUGUCGAGCACGUCCUGGGGAACCUGAUCAUGCAGCUGGUGCUGGGCAUUCCCCUGGAGCUGGUGCACAAGGGCUUCGAAGUUGGCAUGGUCUACCUGUCCGGAGUCCUCGCAGGCUCUCUGGCCAGCUCCAUCUUUGACCCGCUGAAUGCCCUGGUGGGGGCCUCUGGGGGGGUCUACGCCCUGAUGGGGGGGUACUUCAUGAACGCCAUCGUGAACUUCCGUGAGAUGAUCCCUCUGCUCGGAAUCUUCCGGAUUCUACUGAUCGUCGUCAUCGUGCUGACGGAUAUGGGCUUUGCCCUCUACAGAAGAUUUCUGACUCACGAGAACGGUUUGAAGGUGUCCUUUGUAGCCCACAUCGGGGGAGGCGUGGCAGGCAUGACCAUCGGCUACGUCUUCUUCAGCAGCUACAACCAGAAGCUCCUCAAGGACCCCCGCUUCUGGCUGUGCAUUGUGGGAUACAUCCUCUUCCUGGUCUUCGCUGCCCUUUUCAACAUCUUCCUGUCCCCAGCUCCGUAAUGCACUGAUGGAGGGGGCGGACUCAUCUUAUAAACAUAGGUCAUUUUACCAGUAAACAGCGACGCCGAGUGCUGUCAUAGGGAGGUGUUGCAUUGAGAACGCUCGGGGAACGUUCUGAAAACAUUGUAAGCCUAACCUCUGUCAGCUGUAGAUCUAAAGCUUGUAUUUCCCUGGGAGAAAAGUUAUAGGGAACACAGAAGCAAGCAUUUAUCAUCGUCAUUAUUAUUAUUAUUAUUAUUAUGAGAUCCCGACCACACCAGCAUUUAACACUGUGUCUAAUUCAGACAGUAUUUUUAAUCGUGGGAUUUGUAAAAGAGAAAUUUUUUUAAAUUGUUUGACUAAUGAGUUUAGUUCCUGAGAUUUUUUAUUUUUUUUAGACCUACCUCACCAGUCGUCUGGUGCCAAGGUUCUCAGGGUAGAUAAGCUGUUUACAGACACGUGUUCUCCUGCUAACUGUGGAGCGAGGAAAGAUCAGUGAAUCCUCAACGGUAUUAAUGUUGAUGGUGUGUGUGUGCGCGCGUGCGCACGUGUGUGUGUUGUAUGAUGUAUGAUGUAUGUACGUAUGUCUUCCCUCAUUUGUGUAUACUGAUGUUUGCAAGGCCUGCAUGCAUUUUGCUUAAGGUGCAUGCGUGCAGUGCUGUCCUACACUGCCUGGCUUCUUGUCCAGGUGUGGGAGUGAUUUUGGGUGCACUAUUUCUCUAUUACACCUUAACAGGGAAACCUUUUUAAAAGUCAACCUCCCCUUCCCCCUCCCCCAUAGGCAAAGACUCCGCAUUACUCUGUCCCCAAACCUGCCUCAAGUAUAGUUUCAACUGUCAUUGUCAGCCAGCCGAACGUCUCUGUCGACAGAGAUUUAGCCAACAGGAAACGGAUGCAAUGGCAUGUCGCGUGAAGCUGUUCCUCUGUGCAGUAUCUCUUUCUGUAAGUUUCAUUUUGUGUUUCGGUUAGCGUUCGUUAAAGCUGUACCGUUAAAUAACAGUAGAGGGCAGCACCUACUGCCUUUCAAAGCUUUUUU